GUGUGUGUGUGAGAGAGAGAGAUAAGAAAAUUAAAUGUGGCACAAGCUUUCAUUGUUCAUGUUGCAUGCCUAUAUGCCGGCGCGUGCGUGUUAAUGCGUUUCCGUGCGCGCGAGAUACACUGAUGAGGGCGCAUGUAGUCCCUUAAAUCACUCAGACAAUGAUGAUGCUAAUAAUGGCACGCGCAGUAAUUAUCUUCAUGUACAGCCCCACCAGCCGCAACCAGGAGUCUCCGGGGAGGGAGGGGAUGAGGGGCUGACGGGGGAGGAGGGAAGAGAAAGUGAGGAAAGUUCUCGGUGGGCGAGUGAGGAAAGACCUUCCGAGAUUACGGGAUUUUUUACCUGCUGGUCUUCCUUCUUCAUCCGUCCAUCCAGAAGAAAAACACUAAAGACGGGAGUAGAUGGGCUGCUAAAUUUAAUUUAUCAUCAAUUAAACCAGCUUUUCUGCAUGUGCGCUCUUAAUUGGCAGCUGGUGGAGUGCGCGUUAAAACGCACGUGCACGAGGCAGCAGUUUCUAAGUUCCUGUGCUCUCGCGUGCAGAGCCGACGUUCCUCUGACUGCAGGUGUCCCACGGAGUGCAGGGGAGCCACGAGGGAAUUAUUGGCCGCCAUAUCGAUAGCUUCAGAUACCAUAUGAUGGAUCGAUGGAGCCCUGUGCGCGAGACAUGGCUGCUAUUGCUGCUAAUCACUGUGUUUUACACCUCUUGGGCAGCCGAUCAUAUUGAUGUCCUGAAGGUCCUGGAGCUGUCAGAGGACAUGGAGGGUGUAUCAUUGGAGGCUGGACUGUGCACCAGCAGGGAGGGACAAGAGGAGACAGACCUCUCCUUUAAGAUCGACAAGAAGAUUCAACUGAGCGCGCCCACCAAGCAACUCUUCCCUAAUUCGCCAUUCCCUAUGAAUUUCUCUGUGAUGACAACAGUUAGAGCUGUGAAAGCCUCACAGGUCUUUCUCCUUUCACUGUAUGACUCGCAGGGCACACAGCAACUUGGUGUGGAAGUUGGCCGCUCUCCUGUCUUCCUUUACGAGGACCACGAGGGUCAGCCACCUCCAGAACUUUACCCUACUUUUAGAAAGAUCAACCUGGCUGAUGGAAAGUGGCACAGAGUAGCCUACAGUGUGGAGGGCCAGGCAGUGACUCUCUACCUGGACUGUGUCAAACUGGACACCCUGGACCUGCUCCGAGGUCAUGAACCCCACGUUAGCACUGAGGGGGUAACUGUGUUUGGAACACGACUGCUUGAUGAAGACGUGUUUGAGGGAGACAUCCAGCAGCUGCUGAUUGUCGAUGACCCCAGAGCAGCAAAGACAUACUGUCAGGAUUACAUCCCAGACUGUGAUGCACCUUUGCCCUACAACAGCAUAUUAACAGAGGCUGAGGAGGUGGAGAGAACACCUAAGAAACAUGUGGUUGAGGAAUUUGAGGAGUUUGACUACAGUGACCUCUAUGACGACAUCUCUGUUUCCACAGUCAACGUACAGCCCAAUGUCACUGAGUAUGAGAUCAUAGAGUAUGAAGACUAUGACAACACAACAGAUUACUUCCAUGUGAAUGAGUAUGAAUAUGAGGAAGAAUUUGAUGAGCGACCCGCUGAGAGAGAACGGGCAUACUCCUUUAACACACAGGAUAUACCGGAAAAAGGACAGAAAGGAGAACCAAGCUUUUUGGGAGUGGGAACGCAGAUUACAGGACCAUACGGGCCUCCAGGACCUGAGGGAGAGCCAGGGUCUCCUGGAGUCAGAGGACUAGUAGGACCACGAGGAGACCCCGGGGAGCUGGGCCCCCCAGGGCGGCCAGGCCUUAACGGAGCUGAUGGGAUACCAGGUCCCCCUGGAAACAUCAUGCUCAUACCGUUCCAGUCGGGUAGUAAUCAGAAGACAGGUACUGGGGUUUCUGCACAGGAGGCGCAGGCUCAGGCCAUCCUGCAGCAGACCAAGCUGGCUAUGAAGGGACCUCCAGGGCCACUCGGUCUCAGGGGAAGACCUGGAACACUGGGUGCACCAGGUCCAUCUGGGCUAAAGGGGACCACUGGAGACAUGGGGCCACCUGGUCCUCCAGGACUGCCAGGUAUCCCGGGCCAGAACGGACGACUCGGAAAAAUGGGUCAAGCGGGUACAGAUGGGGGCCGUGGUUCAAUAGGCGAGGCUGGAGCAAAGGGGGAUAGAGGAUUUGAAGGCUUGCCAGGUCUCCCUGGAAACAAAGGACACAAGGGGGACAGGGGUAAGCCGGGCCCUACAGGUCCUGCUGGAGAGCCAGGAGAAAAGGGCUCUGAAGGGCCAGCUGGGCCAAGAGGACAACCAGGUGAUGCUGGUCCCAGAGGUCUGAAUGGCCCCAGAGGUCGUCCUGGUCCCCCAGGUCAGACUGGCAUUCGAGGAAUUGAUGGGGUUCAAGGUUCAAAGGGAAACAUAGGAUCCCCAGGAGAAAUCGGAGCACCCGGACAGCAAGGCAACCCUGGAAUCCUGGGUUUUCCUGGUGCUCAGGGGUUAGUAGGGCUGCCAGGAGAGAAGGGGCCUCAAGGGAAGAAAGGGAUGCAGGGCUUACCUGGAAACGACGGGCCCCAAGGUCACCCUGGAAGAGAAGGUACUCCAGGUGAAAAAGGACUGCCGGGUCCUCUAGGUGUGCAGGGGCCUGUUGGAUACCCUGGACAACGAGGAGUUAAGGGAGCAGAUGGAAUCAGAGGAUUAAAGGGAAGCAAAGGCGAAAAGGGAGAGGAUGGUUUCCCUGGGGCAAAAGGGGAAAUGGGAGCAAAAGGGGACGUUGGAGACAACGGACUUCCAGGUGGACGAGGAGAAGAUGGGCCUGAGGGGCCCAAAGGCCAGUUGGGUCCUCAAGGAGAGGCUGGCCUUCUUGGUAUUUCUGGAGAGAAGGGGAAACUGGGAGUUCCUGGUCUGCCAGGAUAUACUGGGCGCCAGGGACCGAAGGGUUCUGAAGGAUUUCCUGGUGCACUGGGAGCUGCAGGAGAGAAAGGGAAAAAAGGACCUGUCGGACAACCAGGAGGCGCAGGCCAGAGGGGUCCAAAUGGUGCACGAGGUGCCAGAGGGGCAAAAGGGCCUACGGGAAAAUCAGGAGAAAAGGGUGCCUCUGGACAUGAUGGCGUCCCAGGAUCUCCUGGAGAGAGGGGACCUCAAGGGCCGCAGGGAAGGAAUGGAGAGCCAGGACCUAAGGGAGCAAGUGGUCCUUCUGGAAAGGAUGGACUUCCAGGUCACCCAGGUCAAAGAGGAGAGCCGGGAUUCCAAGGGAAGACGGGACCUCCAGGACCCUCAGGUGUUGUGGGGCCACAGGGCAAAUCAGGUGAACCUGGUCCAACAGGGGACCGUGGUCACCCAGGGGCCCCAGGUGUACCUGGAGAGCAUGGUUUGCCUGGGACUGCUGGGAAGGAAGGUGGAAAGGGUGAUCCAGGUUUCCAUGGGACACCUGGGAAGAGUGGUCCCACAGGACUGAAAGGGUUCAGAGGGAGCAGAGGAGCCCCUGGAAUUAUGGGACCUCCUGGUCUGAAAGGAGGAUCAGGACCUACUGGAUCCCAAGGAGCCAUAGGGGCGACGGGUGAGAGGGGCCCUCCAGGACCAGCAGGUGCCAUUGGACAGCCUGGUCGGGCCGGAUCAAUCGGAGGACCUGGACCAAUGGGAGAGAAGGGCGAGCCAGGAGAGAAGGGACCAAUUGGACCAGCAGGUCAGGAUGGAGAUCAGGGACAUGUAGGGAUGCCUGGGGUUACGGGCCCUGCAGGACCUUCAGGAGAUGAUGGGGAUAAGGGAGAGCAAGGAGAACCAGGGCAGAAAGGCAGCAAAGGAGACAAAGGGGAAUCAGGCCCCGCAGGCCCCACUGGUACUCAAGGGGUAAUUGGUCAGCCAGGACUUCCGGGUCUAGAUGGACUACUGGGUCCCCGGGGCCAGCAGGGCAUGUACGGUCCGAAAGGAGAUGAGGGUCUCCGUGGCUUUAAGGGCCUUAAAGGACCAAUAGGAUUACAGGGCAUGCCCGGUCUACCAGGAGAGAAGGGUGAGAGUGGCCAUGUGGGACUAAUGGGUCCACCUGGUCAACAAGGCCCUAAUGGUCCUCAAGGACCUGUUGGGGGACAGGGUCCGACUGGUCGACCCGGGAUGGUAGGACAACCAGGUAUUGUUGGAGAGAAGGGGGAGGAUGGCGAAGCAGGUGACCCUGGUUCAGUUGGUGUUCCAGGAAGGCUAGGAGGAAAAGGAGACCAGGGGGAGAAGGGAGAUACGGGCCCUUCAGGAGCAGCUGGUCCCCCAGGAGCCAGGGGCACCGCAGGAGAGGAUGGAGCCAAGGGCAAUGCUGGUCCUAUAGGUCUCACGGGAGACCUUGGACAACAGGGAGAGGCUGGACCCAAUGGUGUGGAUGGUCUGCCCGGGUCCAAAGGAGACAUAGGAGACCCUGGGAAAUCUGGACCACCAGGUGCGGCAGGAGAACCUGGACCACCUGGACCUCCUGGGCGAAGGGGCCACUUGGGAAAACAAGGGAAGGAAGGAAAGGCAGGCCUGAAAGGAGCGAAGGGUGCUCCCGGUUUGGAGGGUCCCAUAGGCAAGACAGGGCCUGUAGGUGCCCAGGGUCACCCUGGGAAACCUGGGCCUCAAGGUUUAAGAGGGAUCCCUGGCCCUGCAGGUGAGCAGGGUUUAAAUGGACCCCCAGGCCAGACAGGACCCCCAGGUCCCAUGGGUCCACCGGGAUUACCUGGACUGAAAGGAGACCAUGGCAAGAAGGGAGACAAGGGUCAUGGUGGUCUAAUAGGUCUGAUAGGGCCACCAGGAGACAUGGGAGAGAAAGGCGACAGAGGACUGCCAGGAAACCAGGGACUACCUGGUCCAAAAGGAGAUGAGGGUCCGCUUGGUUCACCAGGUCCUCACGGUCCCCUUGGCCCCACGGGUCUGUCUGGUGCUAUUGGUUUAAAGGGCUCAAAAGGAAACCAGGGUCCAAUUGGUCCCAGAGGAGACACUGGGCCUGCAGGACCUCCAGGACCACCAGGAUUGCCAGCAGCUGGGAUUUCCCCUCUGCCAGAGCGAGGACGGAGAAGGAGAACCCACACCUUGGUGGAUGGUGCUACAUUUGAAGUGGAAGAGGAGGAGGGGGAUGCGAUAGAUGGAAGAGAAAUGGAUGCAGGGGGACCAGGCAGAGCAGCACGGUGGGAUGAAGGAGAAGGAGGGCCAAGGCAUGGAGGAAGUGUUUGCAUCUCUGUCCUCUAUGAAAGUGAGUACUGGAUAGAUCCAAACCAGGGUUGCCAUAGAGACUCCUUCAAGGUGUUUUGUAACUUCACUGCACAGGGAGAGACGUGUCUGUACCCUGACAGAAGUUCCAGUGAAGUUAGCAGCCUGGAAAGGGAGAAGCCCGGAACCUGGUACAGUAAAUUCAGGAAAGGAAAACAGGGUCCUAUAGGUCUCACGGGAGACCUUGGACAACAGGAGAGGCUGGACCCAAUGGUGUGGAUGGUCUGCCCGGGUCCAAGGAACAUGGAGACCUGGGAAUCUGGACCCCAGGUGCGGCAGGAGAACCUGGACCACCUGGACCUCCUGGGCGAAGGGGUGCUCCGGUUUGGAGGGUCCCAUAGGCAAGACAGGGCCUGUAGUGCCAGGGUCACCUGGGAAACCUGGGCCUCAAGGUUUAAGAGGGAUCCCUGGCCUGCAGGUGAGCAGGGUUUAAAUGGACCCCAGGCCAGACAGGACCCCAGGUCCAUGGGUCCACCGGGAUUACCUGGACUGAAAGGAGACCAUGGCAAGAAGGGAGACAAGGGUCAUGGUGGUCUAAUAGGUCUGAUAGGGCCACCAGGAGACAUGGGAGAGAAAGGCGACAGAGGACUGCCAGGAAACCAGGGACUACCUGGUCCAAAGGAGAUGAGGGUCCGCUUGGUUCACCAGGUCCUCACGGUCCCUUGGCCCCACGGGUCUGUCUGGUGCUAUUGGUUUAAAGGGCUCAAAAGGAAACCAGGGUCCAAUUGGUCCCAGAGGAGACACUGGGCCUGCAGGACCUCCAGGACCACCAGGAUUGCCAGCAGCUGGGAUUUCCCCUCUGCCAGAGAGGACGGAGAAGGAGAACCCACACCUUGGUGGAUGGUGCUACAUUUGAAGUGGAAGAGGAGAGGGGAUGCGAUAGAUGGAAGAGAGGAAGAAUGGAUGCAGGGGGACCAGGCAGAGCAGCACGGUGGGAUGAAGGAGAAGGAGGGCCAAGGCAUGGAGGAAGUGUUUGCAUCUCUGUCCUCUAUGAAAGUAGAGGUGGAGGGUCUGCGUAACCCACAAGGGACGUACCACAGCCCCGCCCGCACCUGUAAGGAGCUCUGGCUCCUCCACCCAGAUCUCCCCAACGGUGAGUACUGGAUAGAUCCAAACCAGGGUUGCCAUAGAGACUCCUUCAGGUUUUGUAACUUCACUGCACAGGGAGAGACGUGUCUGUACCCUGACAAGAAGUUCCAGUCGGUGAAGUUAGCAGCCUGGAAAGGGGAGAAGCCCGGAACCUGGUACAGUAAAUUCAGGAAAGGAAAACAGUUUUCCUACUCAGGGUCAGACAGCGUUCCGGUCCACGUGGUCCAGUUGACAUUCCUGCAGCUGCUCAGCGCAACAGCCAAGCAAACCUUCACCUACCACUGCCUCAACUCCGCCGCCUGGCUGCACGCCGCCACAAUCAGCCACGAACACGCAUUGCGCUUCAGAGGCAUCAACGGGGAGGAGCUGACACAUGAGAACACACAUUACAUCAGUGCACUGUACGACGGAUGUCAGGCUCGCUCGGGGCAAGAGAGGACAGUGUUGGAAUUUGACGCUCCGCUGUCUAACACGCUCCCCAUCAUUGACGUGUCUGUGCCAGAUUUUGGGAAAGGAAACCAGAAAUUUGGUUUCCAGGUUGGCCCGGUCUGCUACAAUGGUUAAACAAGCCGGAGAGAGAUUACAACAGGAGUAAUUUAAUAAGAAAAAGAGCCAUGGACACUUUUUAAAUGCAGGGAGAAAACUACAUUCAAGACUUACUUGGUCCCACAUAUUUAUAUAUAUAUAUAUAUUGAUUUACCUACAACAGUGUUCCUUCAUCUAAACAUUCAUUCUUUUAUGCAUUCAUUCACUCAGACUCUACAAUUCUUACCAUCUCAUACAUUCUCUCAACUGACUCAAGAGCAGUGCAUAAAUGUAUUGACUGUCCUCAGUUAAACACAUUUUUUCCUUCCUCUUUGGAGGAGUAAAUGGUGCUGUCACAGUUUCAUCCAUGUCUGUUCAUACAUUUAUUGAUGUAUGCACUCAAUUCCCAUCUAUAAAUAAUCAUACACAAGUCCCCAAACAUAAGAAUCAGUGAAUCCUCUUCAAAAAUACAAAAACACCAUGUUUCAGCAACAUUCAUCCACCGUAUUGUUCUGUGUUAUCUUCAAACCUCAAUUUGUUUUUGUUGUUGUUGCCAUUUUGUUGUUAUAAUUAUGUGAUGUAUAUUGGAGUGUAAGUCAUCACGGUGCUAUUAUGUGGCUCCUUGCGGAGUACAUUUUCUUUGUAAAAGGGAACUGGGGCAGUGCAUUUUUUUAUAUUGUGAAGCCAUGUUUUAUAUUUUUUCAAGAUAACAAACAUGAUUGCCUCAAGGUCUUUCUAUGCAUAGUUGUGUGGGGAAGUGACUGAGUAACAUAUUUUAAUAAAAGUACAUAAUGUACAUUUAAGUUAAUGUGA
Micropterus salmoides (largemouth bass) is the source of this 7634-nucleotide messenger RNA. Its product is annotated as collagen alpha-1(XI) chain-like. NCBI's taxonomy places the organism in Eukaryota, Metazoa, Chordata, Actinopteri, Centrarchiformes, Centrarchidae. The record is from RefSeq and is a predicted model, not a curated record. Gene Ontology annotation, molecular function: extracellular matrix structural constituent.